CAUGCUCUGUCAGCUAGGGAUGAAUAGAAAAACAAGAGGUAUAACCUUAAAUCUCGUGAAUAUAAUAUGAACCUUCUUCCCAAAUCGAAAGAGCAGUUCAGCCACAAAGAAUACUGGGACGACUUCUUCAGGAACCUCGCCGAUAAGACAUUCGAAUGGUACGGAGAAUACCCCGAGCUCUCGGGUCAUUUGCACAAAUACAUUAAACCUCGCGACGACAUCCUCGUUGUAGGAUGCGGUAACUCGACUCUCGGCAAAGAUUUGUACGACGUCGGCCACCAUAGUGUGACUAAUAUCGAUAUUUCCAAAGUGGCUAUAAGGCAGAUGCAGUCGCAGGUCGAGAAAAACAGGCCUGGCCUUCGUUACAUCCAUAUGGAUGCGUUGCAGAUGGACUUUGUCGACGAGCAGUUUAGUGUCGUGUUAGACAAGGGUACUCUCGACGCGUUAAUGCCAGACGAGGGGGUCGAAACAGACGAAAAAAUUGAACGGUACUUUGGGGAAAUUUUAAGAGUAUUACGAGUCGGCGGGCGAUAUGUGUGUGUGUCAUUGUUACAGAGACACAUUUUGAAAAAACUAUUGGCGUAUUUUCCGUCGCAUAACUGCAUGUUCCGGGCUGUCAGGUGCUUCGAACCUGAGCAAAAAUCCGCAGAAAACGGCGAGAACGCUAUGCCCGUCUUUCUAGUUGUGUGUUCGAAAUUUAAAACGCUACCGCGUCACAUUUUGGAAGUGAAUCUCGGCGACGCCCAGCGAAGUUUAACGAAACUCGAAAGCGCCAGUAAAGUGAUUGAUCAAAUAACGGAUGUUCAAAGAGCUUCUUUCUUGUGUUCGCGCUUGAAAAACACCUCUCUGGCGGUAGAAGAGGAAAUAUCGUUCGAACUGCAUCAACCCGGGUGCGACGAGACGCGAUACACGAUCUACGUCGUGGAUAUCCCGUGGCAACCUAAAAAUGCCUCUUACGCGGCUUUCAUUGCACCAGUUGGACGCGAGGCGGAGUGGUUGUUUUCGACCAAGACCGGCCGAAAACAAUUGGCUACCGCAACCAACCACAACCGUCUCGCCGUCGUAACCACUCAUCGCGGUCAAGAAUACACGUCACUAGAGGGCGUCCAGGUCGAGUUGGCGGAAGUGAUACGCAACUUGGCCCCGUCGACGUUCAAAGGGCGCACAAUACCUUUCCUAUCUCUGGGAUCCGACGUAGGUAAACGCGAAAUCAAAUACCGGAACAGUUCAAAAUGUUCAGGCGAUUACGUCAUAGAAGAUGUCGUCACCGAAACGGGCGACCAGUAUCGACGACUUUAUUACCUCAACAAUCAGCUGGUAAUUCAGUCGGAAGCGAAAUUAAAGCAGGUGAAAAAUCGGAAAGGAAAACCGGCGCAAGUCGUCGACUUGUGCCGCCUGACGUGCAGACAUCACGUUUACAUGAGUGUGGCGGCUUACGCGGCGUGCCAUGCGCAACCCAACCCCAAAAUCGCAGUGUUGGGUUUGGGCGGCGGAGGAUUAUGUUCAUUCCUGCGUAAAUUCCUGCCGCGGGCUUCUAUAGCAGGGGUAGAAAUUGACGAUGACAUGGUGAAGAUUGCGUCGCGUUGGUUCGGGUUCGCGCAGGAUGACAAGUUGCGCGCGCACGUCCGAGACGCCCUCGAGUAUAUACGGGAACUGUCCGAGACUAAAGUACGUCUCGACGCCAUUUUGUGCGACGUCGACUGCAAGGACGCCAGCGUAGGGAUGAGUUGUCCGCCUGCGGAGUUUCUCGUUCCGCGAGUACUAAAGAUGGCGGCCGAGAUCGUUUCGGACGGCGGCUUGUUCAUAAUUAACGUAGUGUUGCGCGAUCUGACGCUGAGGCCGGGGAUUCUGCGCAGUUUAAAGGCUUGUUUCGCCAACACGGCUGCUUACAAAUUAGAUGAGGAUCUUAACGAAAUUUUCGUUUGCUUUAAUGGAGAUGUAGAUGAGGAGUUCACGGGGAAACUGAAGCAAGGUUGCGAGGAGCUGCGAAAAUUUUUCAUUAGGAAUAAGGUCGAAGAAUGCGAUGUCGAUAUCGCGGAAUACUUGAAUAAUUUAAGAAUAAACGUCUAA
This is a messenger RNA of Cylas formicarius (sweet potato weevil), 2070 nucleotides long. Its product is annotated as eEF1A lysine and N-terminal methyltransferase homolog. The record is from RefSeq and is a predicted model, not a curated record. Lineage: Eukaryota; Metazoa; Arthropoda; Insecta; Coleoptera; Brentidae. Bases 67 to 2070 code for a protein of 667 amino acids. The transcript has a single exon. Gene Ontology annotation, molecular function: S-adenosylmethionine-dependent methyltransferase activity.